Molecule: messenger RNA, 1212 nt
Organism: Agrilus planipennis (emerald ash borer)
Lineage: Eukaryota; Metazoa; Arthropoda; Insecta; Coleoptera; Buprestidae
Product: pancreatic triacylglycerol lipase
Exons: 3
Molecular function (GO): lipase activity
Source: RefSeq, a predicted model, not a curated record
CAUCAUUCGCCUAUACCACUUGCUUCUAACAUUUCAAAAAAUAAUAAUUAUUGUUUAUUUUUUCCAUUGGUAGGCCUUUUUGCUAGCAUACUCCUUGUCCAGUAUGCCAACAGUAUUGAAGUAUCACAACAUUUACUUCAUGAAAUCAUCGAAGAUGUCAUAUCCAUAGUUUUUAGUAUACCAACAUUCAACAAAAUUACUUGUUCUGAUGUAAACAGCACUAGACUUCGCUACUACCUUUACACACCCAACAACCAAAUUAAUGCGACACGUUUGAACCCAGAAGGGCAAGAUAAUGACUUGACAAAUUUCGAUCCUUCUUUGGAAACAAAAUUCGUAACCCAUGGUUGGUUGGGGGAAGUUAACGAAUCAUGGCCAGAAGAUAUCAAAAAUGCGUAUUUGAAAACAGGAAAUUACAACAUUAUUCUCCUAGACUGGACAGCCUAUUCAACUCACAGAUAUUCUAGAUCUGCAUGUUUUGUACCCAAAAUAGCUAACGCGACAGCCCGAUUAUUGGUUCAAUUGAAAAAAGAUGCGAAUUUAGAUUUAAACAAAACACACUUGAUAGGGCAUUCUUUAGGGGGACAAAUGGCUGGAAUCACCGGUCAAUUUAUUCAGAACUUAACCAGUGGUGAAAAAGUCAAAAGAGUGACCGGUCUUGAUGCAGCUGGGCCGUUAUUUUGUUAUCCGAGAGUAGACCAUAAAGACGAACGAAUAACUGCAGACGAUGCCCAAUUUGUUGACGGAAUACACAGCAAUGAUGGGGAAUUUGGUUGUAACAUUGAUUACGCCCAGUCUAACUUUUAUCCAAAUUGUGGACGAAGUCAAAGCGGUUGCACGAAAGUCGAUGUGUCUCUAUUAAACAUCACAGGAUCUUUUAACGAGUUCUUUAGCAAAAUUUCAUGCAGUCACGGAAGAUCUCAUCAAUAUUGGCUCGAGAGUAUAUCAAAAAACGAUUUUUCAUCGCGUUCCUGCAGUUCUUGUUUAUUUUUCCAGGGGAACUUGUGUUCUGCGAAUUCGGAUGAUAAUGUUAUGGGUGAAUAUACUUCGUUUUCUAAGGACGGAGAGUAUUUCUUGAAAACUAACACCGAAGCGCCUUUUGGUCUUCUAUAAACAGAUAUAUUGUUUUAAGUUUUUUAAGUGGAAAGUGUACAGUAUAAGUUAUUAUGUUAAUGAUUCUUUUAAAAGUUUAUUAGAUGUUAAUGUCACGAA